Molecule: messenger RNA, 438 nt
Organism: Ceutorhynchus assimilis (cabbage seed weevil)
Lineage: Eukaryota; Metazoa; Arthropoda; Insecta; Coleoptera; Curculionidae
Source: the annotation of a GenBank genome assembly
AUGGAAGAUAAUAGGAAAGAACUCAAACAUCACAAACAGGAACAAUAUUGUACUACGAGGCCAGCCUAUCGCCAAGGAAGGAAAUUAACUGCUGUUAAGGUUUACACUGUUAAUAACGAAUCUCAGCACAUCUACAUCUACGGGGUACCCCAGAUCAAACUACGCAAAGAACUGAAACAGCUCUGCGUCAAAUACGGUCAGGUACUCACUGUCGCACCAGUUCUGGAUGUGAAAACCGAAUUAUUCACAGAGUGUUUUCACAUUCAAUACCAGAGAAUUCAGUCUGCUAGAAUUGCCAAAAGACUAUUGGAUACCAAAUCGUUCUAUGGUGGUAUUUUGCACGCUUGCUACGCUCCUGAAUGUGAGAGUGUAGAGGAAACUAGAACAAAGUUGGCGCAGAGAAGACGAGAUGUUUUGAAUCGAUUAAAGUUGAAAUAA